GCCCUUAACUCAACUGUGUUGAAGAAGGGAAGUCUCUUUUCCGGCGGUAUAGUGUCGCAAUACAAACACAAGAAUGCUACAGGCGAUGUUAAAAUCAGUACAGAAUCAGAGGUCUCAACAACAUUUACCAUCACAGAUAUCGUGCCGUCUACAAGAACCAUUGCUUCAAUUAAACUACCUGAUUACAAAUCUGGCAAGCUGGAGGUACAGUAUCUCCAUGAACACACAUCAUUGUCUACAGCUAUUACUCUGAAUCAGUCCCCUGCUAUCGAUUUCUCUGCAACCAUUGGUACCCCAAGCAUUGCCUUUGGUGCAGAAGCUAGUUACUCGACAGCUUUCGGAAAAUUCUUGAAGUAUAACGCCGGUGUAAGCUUGACAAAACCAAGCUCUAUUGCUUCAGUAAUUCUGGCUGACAAAGGAGACUCACUAAGGGCUUCAUAUUUGCAUUAUCUGAAGCAGCUGAAUGGUGGAGCUAUUGUUGGGGAGGUAAAUAGAAGAUUUUCCACAAAUGAGAACACCUUGACAGUUGGAUGUUCAUAUUUAGUUGAUUCCAACACAACAUUGAAGGCAAAGCUCAACAACCAUGGCGAUCUUUGGGCUCUUUUAUUGCACCAGGUUACGCCCAAGUCCUUCCUCAUAGUCUCCGGUGCCUUUGACACCAAGGCCUUAGAGAAAGAACCCAAGUUUGGUUUGUCACUCAACCUCAAGCCUUAAAUAGUGAUACUGAUUUAAGUACAGAUGUUAUUCAGUUUACACAUAAAUUGAGCCCAAGUUUGGAGUUUGGUCUUUUUCCUCUUUAUCCCUUUCCUUUUCCUUU
This is a messenger RNA of Morus notabilis, 817 nucleotides long. Its product is annotated as mitochondrial outer membrane protein porin 2-like. Gene Ontology annotation, cellular component: mitochondrial outer membrane. NCBI's taxonomy places the organism in Eukaryota, Viridiplantae, Streptophyta, Magnoliopsida, Rosales, Moraceae. Gene Ontology annotation, molecular function: voltage-gated monoatomic anion channel activity. The transcript has 4 exons. Gene Ontology annotation, biological process: monoatomic anion transmembrane transport. The annotation marks the transcript as partial. The record is from RefSeq and is a predicted model, not a curated record.